CACCCUGGGCUGUCCCUGGGUGCGCUGGUGACACCCUGGGCUGUCCCUGGGUGGGUUUGGUGACACCCUGGGCUUUCCCUGGGUGGGUUUGGUGACCCCCUGGGCUGUCCCUGGGUGCAUUGGUGACACCCUGGGCUGUCCUUGGGUGCGCUGGUGACACCCUGGGCUGUCCCUGGGUGCGCUGGUGACACCCUGGGCUGUCCCUGGGUGCCCCUGGUGACCCCGUGCCCCCCGUGCCCGUCCCCCAGCCGCGUUCCUGACGCAGUCCGUGUGCCUGGACGACACCACGGUGAAGUUUGAGAUCUGGGACACGGCGGGGCAGGAGCGCUACCACAGCCUGGCCCCCAUGUACUACCGGGGGGCUCAGGCUGCCAUCGUGGUCUACGACAUCACCAACCAGGAGACCUUUGCCCGUGCCCGGAGCUGGGUGAAGGAGCUGCAGCGCCAGGCCAGCCCCAGCAUCGUCAUCGCCCUGGCCGGCAACAAGGCCGACCUGGCCAGCAAGAGGAUGGUGGAGUACGAGGAAGCCCAGGCCUACGCCGACGACAACAGCCUGCUGUUCAUGGAGACGUCGGCCAAGACAGCCAUGAAUGUCAACGACCUCUUCCUGGCCAUCGCCAAGAAGCUGCCAAAGAACGAGCCCCAGAGCACGAGCAGCGCCGGCGGCCGGGGCCGGGGCGUGGAUCUGCACGAGCAGAGCCCGCAGGGCCGGGGCCAGUGCUGCAGCAACUGAGGGAUCCGCCCGAGGGAUCCACUGGGAUCCGGCCGGGAUUCCAGCCCCAAUCCAGCCCCAAUCCAGCCGGGCUCGAGGCCAGAUUCCAGCCCAGAUCCCAGCCAGCAGAGCUGCAGUGCCUGAGGGGAUCUGCCGGGAUCCAGAUGGGAUCCGGCCCAGAGCCCAGCCAGGAUCUGGCCCAGAUUCUAACUCGGAUCCCAGCCAGGAUCCCAGCCAGGAUCUCACCAAGGAUUCCAGCCCGAUCCCAGCCAGAUCUCCAUCAGAUCCCAGCCAGGAUCCCACCAAGGAUUCCAGCCCGAUUCCAGCCAGAUCCCUGCCAGAUCUCCAUCAGAUCCCAGCCAGAUCUCAGCCAGGAUCCCAGCCAGGAUUCCAGUCAGAUCCCAGCCACAUCUCCAUCAGAUCUCAGCCAGGAUCCCACCAGGACCCAGCACAGAUCCCAGCCAGGAUCCCAGCCAGAUCUCCAUCAGAUCCCAGCCCGAUCCCAGCCCCAGGCUGGUCACGCCGCUCCUCCAGCCUGGCACCGAGGCCCCGCCCUGGGACCCUCCCCGAGCUCCUCUUCCUGAAGCUUCCAAGGCUCCUCCUUGGCACCAGAUCCCUCCUGGAUCCUCCAGACCCCACCUGGCUCCGUCAGAUCCCUCCUGGAUCCUCCAGACCCCACCUGGAUCCAUCAGAUCCCUCCUGGAUCCUCCAGAUCCCACCUGGCUCCAUCAGAUCCCUCCUGGGUCCUCCAGACCCAACCCGGAUCUUGCAGAUCGCUCCUGGAUCCUGCAGACCCCACACAGAUACUCCAGAUCCCACCUGGAUCCUCCAGAUCUCUUCUGGCUCCACCAAAUCUCUCCUGGAUUUUCCAAAUCCCACUGGGAUUCUCCAGACCCUUCCUGGCUCCACCCGAUCUCACAUGGAUCCACCAGAUCCCUCCUGGCUCCACCAGAUCCCUCCUGGAUCCUCCAGAUCCCUCCUGGCUCCACCAGAUCUCACACGGGUGCUCCAGGUCCCUCCUGGCUCCACCAGGUCCCUCCUGGAUCCUCCAGAUCCCACCUGGCUCCACCAGAUCCCAUUCAACUCCACCAGAUCCCUCCUGGCUCCACCAGAUCCCAUCUAACUCAACCAGAUCCCACCUGGCUC
This is a messenger RNA of Corvus hawaiiensis (hawaiian crow), 1858 nucleotides long. RefSeq names its product ras-related protein Rab-5B. Bases 347 to 733 code for a protein of 128 amino acids. NCBI's taxonomy places the organism in Eukaryota, Metazoa, Chordata, Aves, Passeriformes, Corvidae. Gene Ontology annotation, molecular function: GTP binding; GTPase activity. The transcript is spliced from 4 exons. The record is from RefSeq and is a predicted model, not a curated record.